This is a messenger RNA of Pimephales promelas (fathead minnow), 2046 nucleotides long. NCBI's taxonomy places the organism in Eukaryota, Metazoa, Chordata, Actinopteri, Cypriniformes, Leuciscidae. The record is from RefSeq and is a predicted model, not a curated record.
UUAGUAUGGUGUUCCUAAUAAUCUUUUAGGUGAGUGUGUGUCAGUGUGUGUGUUUGUGUGGUAUUUUAAUAUGAGUCAUUAGAUGUUUUGACUUAGAACUGAACUGAUUUCAUACCUAAUGUUACGUGUCACAUGCCAAAAUGCAUUAGAAUCAGUUUAGAACAUUACUAAUGUUAACAUAUUUAACUACAAAAGUAACGUGUUACACACUGUAGAUGUGACCAAAAAAAGUCACUUUUUAGGGAAUAACUCAAUGGUGUGCAACUACUGUUGUUACCCAAUAUUGUAACUGCUAUAUAUAUGUUUUAAAGCUUGCUGUGUGUACUUUGCUAUAACAGACUCGUUACUGUUGCGCUCUUGUUGCUUCUAUUGCUCUCCUCAUCUGUAAGUCGCUUUGGAUAAAAGCUUCUGCUAAAUGAAUAAAUGGAAAUGGAAACUGGUAUGAGUGUGUGGGACAGUGUGGUGUGUGUAACUGGUAUCACGUCUCGAUGUGUUGCAGGAUGAGCUGUAAGGUGGCGCUGUUGCUGCUCCUCUCCGGCGCGCUGUACGUCUCCGCCGCCCGUAAGAAACGUCCGCACUCCUCCAUCCCGUCCUCCUACAAGCCCGGCUCCAACGCCUCGGACCGGCGCGGACAGGAAGUGUUGGCGUCCAGCCAGGAAGCGCUGGUGGUGACGGAGCGGCAGUACCUGCGGAGCGACUGGUGUAAGACUCAGCCGCUGCGUCAGACGGUCAGCCAGGACUCGUGCCGGAGCCGCACCGUCAUCAACCGCUUCUGCUACGGCCAGUGCAACUCCUUCUACAUCCCGCGGCACGUGCGCAAGGAGCAGGAGUCGUUCCAGUCGUGCGCCUUCUGCCGGCCGCAGCGCUUCACCAGCCUCACGGUGGAGCUCGAGUGUCCCGACCUGCAGCCGCCCGUCCGGUUCCGCAAGAUCCCGCGGGUCAAGCAGUGCCGCUGCAUGUCCGUCAGCGUGUCCGAGGCCGGCAAGCUGUGAGCGCUCACUGACACUCGAUCCAGAACACACUCUCAGAAGAGUAUACACAACCUGGAACACUCUUAAAGGGAUAGUUCACACAGAAAUGAACAUUAGCCCAUGAUUUACUCACUGUCAGACGAAUACUAUCCGAGUUAUGUUAAAAAAAUGUCCCGGCUCUUCCUAGCUUUAUAGUGGCCGUUUCUGUUUUGAAGUCCAUAAACUUGCAUCCACCAUCAUAUAAGUGCACCCACGGCUUCAUACUGUGUGCAGAACCUUUCACGCUUGGGGUCCCCUGUGUGGUUGCACAUUGACACUAACAGUCAGUCACUAAUCCUCUAAUGACAUGGAGUUAGUUAUGGACUGUCUAAAGUAGGCGAUGGAUCUAAAGUUAGAGCUAUUGCUUUCCUGGAGCUCAGAGAGCAGAGCGCUGGCAACAUCACGGUCAUGGGUUCGAGUCCCAGGGAAAGCAAGAACUGGUAAGGAUGUAAAUGUGUAGCUUGAAUCGCAAUGUUGAUCAUUUGGGAUAAAAGUGUCUGAAACACGACAGUAUUAUGCUAUAAUUUCUCCUCGAUCCUUUUUUCUAAGCGUUCAGACUGGUUAUAGAGAUUCUAUAGAAAUAAGGUACCACAGAACUAUAUAUACAUGUGUGUAUGUAGAGAAACAACUCAAGUCCAUAUCAAAACUAUAGCUUAUUGUGCGUGAUGUAAAGCAGUUUUUCUUCAUCAAAGUUAAUAAAACUAAGAUUAUUGGAGUUUUACACGAAAACACAAUUUGUCUUUUUGCUUCAUUGUAACUUGCCGUUUCUGAGUGAAAGUUGUUUCAGAGUAACUCCAGAUCACACCAGUAUACUCCAGUCAUUGACUGUAAAAGAUACACUGACACCAGUAUUCCCCAGUACACCAGAUGUAAAUCUGCAGAUUUGUGUUUGCUGAUUUUGAGAGAAAGUCUGUAAGAGAUUUCAAUUAUCGGGAACUGGAGCUAUUAAACAUGUCUGUUCACUGAAAUUAAUUAUUAGUUGGAAAUUAGAAAUUUUAACUUAAAUACGUUUUAGUUGAAGCACUAACAUUAUAAA